AGCACACAUCUCUACAUCUUUGAUCUCUUUUUGAAUGUUGAUACUUGGGGACUCUGACCCUAGAUUUGUUUGAUGUGGAUCCAUUCGACCGUCUGAAGUCUAGUCGUGUCAGCAUAUCGGACAUCGGAGCAUCUGCAUGUCCCGGCCAGACCAAGGCAAAUGCAUCACCGAAAACUUUGACUUCUUCAUAGCCCUUGGGCACGAGAAAAGAAUUAGCUACAGAAAGAUAUGUCGAAUACUGAUCCUUCGGGGUCUUCGUCGACAAAUUCUGGGAAGCUGAGUGCGGCCAACAUAUCACGAAAGCUCAACAUAAACUCAGAAAAGGACUGUUUUGAUCUCCUGUUUCAAGAGAUUACAGCUUUGCCAGAGCGUGAACCAUUGGCACCAAGCUCAGUACCUUCGAUGGCUUCUCAACUGUCACUCCUAUCGCAGAGAAGUUCAGCAACAGAUAGUACAACAAGAACCAAUGUCUGGAUAGCAAAGACCGUACGGGCAGCCAUGUCUGAUGCCAUUUCCAAGCCAUAAACAUCAGCAGGGACCAAGACGAUCGAUCUGUCGAUAUCUACAGUACAGUUCGUUGGUUAGUUGAAAAGGUGUGGCUUCAUGCUA
This is a messenger RNA of Fusarium oxysporum Fo47, 609 nucleotides long. RefSeq lists its product as uncharacterized. The transcript has 3 exons. The record is from RefSeq and is a predicted model, not a curated record. The coding region runs from base 229 to 525 and encodes 98 amino acids. Lineage: Eukaryota; Fungi; Ascomycota; Sordariomycetes; Hypocreales; Nectriaceae.